Lacerta agilis (Sand lizard) is the source of this 5338-nucleotide messenger RNA. It is a transcript of the gene AGL, whose product is annotated as amylo-alpha-1, 6-glucosidase, 4-alpha-glucanotransferase. Lineage: Eukaryota; Metazoa; Chordata; Lepidosauria; Squamata; Lacertidae. The record is from RefSeq and is a predicted model, not a curated record. Gene Ontology annotation, molecular function: 4-alpha-glucanotransferase activity; amylo-alpha-1,6-glucosidase activity. Bases 253 to 4848 code for a protein of 1531 amino acids. The transcript is spliced from 34 exons. Gene Ontology annotation, biological process: glycogen catabolic process; glycogen biosynthetic process.
GCCUCCUCCUUCCUGGAAACUCUUCAGGCAGGCGGGGCUAUUGGCUGCCUUGCAGAGGCCGAGCCUCCUCCCGUUUAGGGCUGCAUCCCUCACUCUUCCUUUCCUUCCUCCCUUCCCUCUCUCCGGUCCGUCUCUCUCUUUCGACUCCCGCCUCCUUCUUUGCGCGCAGGAGCCGCGUCUCCGGGAGCCACCCCUGUCUUUCCGAAGCUAAUCUCUGUGGCCUGCAAGGGCGGAGAAAGCCAGGCAGCCAAGAUGCCCCACGGUAAGCAGACAAGAGUGCUUCUUCUCAACGACAUGGAAAAGCUGGACAAGACCCUCUUCCGGCUGGAGCAAGGUUUUGAACUUCAGUUCCGACUGGGGCCUACCUUGCAAGGCAAACACGUUACGGUGCAUACCAACUACCCAGCUUCUGGAGAAGGGUUCAGCCGCCACAAGUUCAGGUGCCUGUCGUGGCACAACCCAACUGGGAAAGAAGACGAUUCUGACAAAUACUGCAAACUAGAUCUCCAGAUCUCUGGGUCGUACCAGUAUUAUUUUAGUCAUGAAGAUAAGAAAAGCGGUGGAGGUUACAUAGUUGUGGAUCCUAUUUUGCGUGUUGGUGCUGACAAUCAUGAAUUGCCCUUGGAUUGUGUUACACUCCAGACAUUCCUGGCUAAGUGUCUGGGACCAUUUGAUGGAUGGGAAGAUCGCCUUAGAGUCGCAAAAGAAUCUGGUUACAACAUGGUUCACUUGACACCAGUCCAGAAACUCGGUUUAUCAAGAUCAUGUUAUUCAUUAGCUGAUCAGCUGGAAAUAAAUCCUGAUUUUUCAACCCCUAACAAAAAGUGUUCUUGGAGUGAGCUUGGGAAACUAGUGGAAAAAAUGAAAAAUGAAUGGAAUAUGCUUUGUAUUACCGAUGUAGUCUACAAUCACACUGCUUCAAAUAGCGAAUGGAUAACUCAGCAUCCAGAAUGUGCAUACAAUCUUGUUAAUUCUCCUCACUUGAAACCAGCCUGGCUUUUGGACCGAGCCCUGUGGCAUUUAACCUGUAAAGUGGCUGGUGGGAAAUGCAGUGAUAAAGGAGUUCCUCCGCUGCUUGAGAACGAGCACCACUUGAAUAAUGUCCGUAAAAUCAUUUGGGAGGAUAUUUACCCGAAGCUAAGAUUAUGGGAAUUUUUCCAAGUAGAUGUUAACAAAGCAGUCCAGCAAUUUAAAACUCUGUUGACUCAAGGUGGUUCUAAAGUUAAAACUGACCCCAAUCAACAUCUUGCAAUUGUUCAGGAUCCUGAAUUCAAGAGACUCGGCUGUACCGUAGAUAUGAACAUUGCAUUGAACACCUUCAUACCGCAUAGCAAUGGGCCUGCUGCAAUAGAGGAAUGCUGUAACUGGUUCCGCAAGAGAGUUGAAGAACUAAACGGUGAAAUGUACAGGCAGACAAACUACCAUCAAGAGCAGGCGGCCAAUUGCAUUGUGGCGACCGUGAACUAUGAACGACUGGCUGGGAAUGGUCCUAAGUUAGGUCCGGUAACCCGAAAGUUUCCUUUAGUUACCAGCUACUUUACAUACCCAUUUAAAGAGCUAACCCUGGAAGAAGAGGAACGCAUGUUGCAUCAACCUGACAAAGCAAGUUAUUUUAUGGCCCACAACGGUUGGGUGAUGGGAGAUGACCCUUUAAGAAAUUUUGCUGAACCAGGUUCCCAUGUUUACUUGAGAAGAGAACUCAUUUGCUGGGGUGACAGUGUCAAGCUACGUUAUGGGAACAAACCCGAAGACUGCCCAUAUCUCUGGGCUCACAUGAAAAAAUACACCGAGUUGACUGCCAAAUAUUUCCACGGAGUGCGGCUUGACAACUGUCACUCAACGCCUCUCAACGUAGCUGAGGAGAUGCUGGCAGCAGCCAGGUCAGUCAGACCUAAUCUUUACGUGAUAGCAGAACUCUUCACGGGAAGUGAGGUCAUUGACAAUGUCUUUGUCAACCGCCUUGGGAUUACCAGUCUGAUUAGAGAGGCAAUGAGUGCUUAUAACAGUCAUGAAGAGGGGAGGUUAGUUUAUCGCUUUGGAGGAGAGCCAGUUGGGUCUUUCGUUCAGCCACGCCUGAGGCCCUUAAUGCCUGCUAUUGCACAUGCGUUGUUCAUGGACAUAACACAUGAUAAUGAAUGUCCAAUUCAGCAUCGGUCGGCAUAUGAUGCCCUUCCCAGCUCGACCAUCGUCUCCAUGGCCUGCUGUGCCUCAGGCAGCACUAGAGGAUAUGAUGAACUAGUACCACAUCAGAUUUCUGUAGUCACCGAAGAGCGAUUUUAUCCAAAGUGGAAUCCAGCAGCGACACUUUCCACACCUGGUGAAGUAAAUCUCAAAACUGGAAUUAUAGCAGGAAGGCUGGCUAUCAACAGAUUGCACCAAGAGCUAGGAGCCAGAGAUUUUAACCAGGUAUAUGUGGAUCAAGUUGAUGAGGAUAUUGUGGCUGUGACGAGGCAUUGUCCUAACACGCACCAGUCUGUUGUCGCUGUUUCCCGAACAGCUUUCAGAGAUCCCAAAACGUCCUCCUACAGCCAAGAAGUUCCCCAGAUGUGUAUUCCAGGCAAAAUUGAAGAGGUGGUUCUCGAGGCAAGGACCAUCGAGAGAAGCACUGCCCCUUAUAAAAAAGACGAGCACUUCAUCAAUGGAUUGCCCGAUUAUACAGUUGAACUCCGGGAACACAUCCAGCUCAAGGAAAGUAAAAUAAUAAAGCAAGCUUCAAUCGCUACAAAAGGCCCUAAUGAAUUCGUCCAAGAGAUAGAAUUCGAAAAGCUGACACCGGGAAGUGUGAUCAUAUUUAGAGUAAGCCUUGACCCGAAAGCACAAGAGGCUGUUGGAGUCCUGCGUAACCACCUGGUUCAGUUCAGCCCUCACUUUAAAUCUGGAAGUCUUCCCGACGAUUGUUCAGAGCAGAUACUCAAGACGCCCUUCUCGACUAUUGCAUCGAAAUUAACCUUGGCAGACCUGAAUCAUGUAUUAUAUCGGUGUGAUGCUGAGGAGCAAGAGGACGGUGGAGGGUGUUACAACAUACCAGACUGGACACCCCUUAAAUAUGCAGGUCUUCAAGGAAUAAUGUCCGUGAUGGGAGACAUACGACCAAAGAACGAUUUGGGCCAUCCUUUCUGUGGUAACUUGAGAGCUGGGGACUGGAUGAUUGAUUACGUGAGCGAUCGGCUAAUUGCCCGUUCUGGCGCCUGCUCAGAUGUUGGAAAGUGGCUGAAAGCAAUGUUUCUCUACCUGAAGAGGGUUCCUCGUUAUCUCAUUCCAUGCUACUUCGAUGCCAUAUUAGUUGGCGCAUACACGUCGCUGCUUGACUUGGUUUGGAAACAGAUGUCUAGCUUUGUUCAGUAUGGAUCGACAUUUGCUAAACAUCUUUCCUUGGGUUCAGUCCAGAUGUGUGGAAUAGGGAAGUAUCCGUCCUUGCCCCCUCUGUCUCCUGCCAUUCAGGAUGUUCCUUAUAGGCUGAACGACAUUACAAAAGAGAGAGAACAGAGCUGUGUUACUUUAGCAGCUGGCUUACCUCAUUUUUCAUCUGGCAUUUUCCGCUGCUGGGGAAGAGACACAUUCAUUGCAUUGCGAGGUCUGCUGUUAGUUACUGGACGUUACUUGGAAGCGAGGAACAUAAUUUUAGCGUUUGCCAGUACGCUGAGACAUGGACUCAUUCCCAACUUGCUUGGCCAGGGCACUCAUGCUAGAUUCAAUUGCCGUGAUGCUGUCUGGUGGUGGCUACAGUGCAUACAAGACUACUGUAACUUCGUUCGAAAUGGCACUGACAUUCUCAAGUGUCCUGUAUCCAGAAUGUAUCCUACAGAUGACUCCCCUCCUCUGCCACCGGGUCAAAAGGACCAGCCACUGUAUGAAGUGAUACAAGAAGCCAUGCAGAGACAUAUGCAAGGCAUACAGUUCCGCGAAAGGAAUGCUGGUCCCCAGAUAGAUCGGAAUAUGAGAGAUGAAGGUUUUAAUGUGACCGCGGGUGUGGACAUGGAAACUGGCUUUGUCUAUGGAGGGAACCGUUUUAAUUGUGGCACAUGGAUGGAUAAGAUGGGAGAGAGUGACAAAGCUCGCAACAAAGGAAUUCCAGCCACUCCGAGAGAUGGUUCUGCUGUGGAGAUAGUUGGCUUAUGCAAAUCAACAGUUCGCUGGUUACUGGAGUUGUCCAAGAAUAAUAUAUUUCCUUAUUCUGGAGUUACUGUCAGAAGACAUGGGAAAGAGGAAACCAUAACGUAUGAUCAGUGGAACAGAAAAAUCCUGGCACACUUUGAGAAGCUGUUCUUUGUCUCUGAGAAUCCAGCAGAUCCCAAUGAGAAACACCCAACUCUGGUUCACAAGAGAGGCAUAUACAAGGACAGCUAUGGAGCAUCAAGUCCUUGGUGUGAUUAUCAACUAAGGCCAAAUUUCCCUAUAGCAAUGGUUGUGGCACCUGAAUUGUUCUCUCCUGAGCGAGCGUGGAAAGCACUUGAAAUGGUAGAGGGAAAGCUACUAGGUCCACUUGGCAUGAAAACUUUGGACCCAGAUGAUAUGGUUUACUGUGGUGUCUACGACAAUGCCUUAGACAAUGAUAACUACAAUGUGGCAAGAGGAUUUAAUUAUCAUCAAGGACCUGAAUGGCUGUGGCCAAUUGGAUAUUUUCUCCGUGCCAAGUUGUACUUCUCCAAGUUAAUUGGUCCAGAGAUCUAUGCGAAGACUGUCUAUUUGGUUAAGAAUGCUCUUUCUCGCCAUUACGUCCAUCUUGAGAGAUCACCUUGGAAAGGUCUCCCAGAACUGACUAACGAAAAUGGUCAGUACUGCCCUUUCAGCUGUGAAACACAGGCCUGGUCCAUUGCUGUGAUCCUUGAGGUUCUCUAUGACUUGUAAACAUGUUUGCCUGCCUUGAUGAAACCACUAGCUUUGUCACGAAUGCCGUAACCAUGCAUAUCCUGCUUUUAGAAGUGGACUGUGCCUACGCUUGUAGGAGCGUUUGAUGCCCAUCCUUUGAGAAUCACACCAUGAUAUUAGUUUGAUCGUGGGGACUAGGAUCAAAGAACCAUCGCUUGAGCUUAUAGUCAGAUAUGUUUAGAUUAAAAGUAUAACACAUUCUACAGUAACAGGUUUCAAACUCGAUAUCUCUUUUCCUCAAGGUAACAAGCUAAUCAAAUGUUGAUGUGUUAUGUGCAUACAUACCUAUAACAUUCAACUGAAGCUGGUUUCAAGUAGUGAAUCGGUGCUGUGGAGAUAGCUUGCAGAGUCACCUUGAAGGGAGCUGGUUACCUCCUAUGACAUGCAUAGGCAAACUCGGCCCUCCAGAUGUUUUGGGACUACAAUUCCCAUCAUCCCUGACCACUGGUCCUGUUAGCUAAGGAUCAUG